UGUUUUUACCAUGCGGUUGGGAACGUUACUGAAAGGUUUACUUCUAACUACAAUUGUGGCAUGUGUAUUCGCUGUACAGUUUGAUGAAAGACAAAAUGUAAAAAAUAGUUCCACCUCAAGUUUGCCCCAAACAUGCUCACUGUUGACCAAUCGUAACUCAGGAAUUCAGCUGAUCCACCCCCAACCAGGUUUCCGGGAACCAUUCGAGGUGUUCUGUGACCAGGAGUACGAGGGUGGAGGCUGGAUCGUGAUUCAGAAUCGCUACGAUGGAUCGGUUCAUUUCUACCGCGAUUGGGAUGAAUACGAGCGUGGAUUUGGAAAUUUGAAUCGUGAAUUUUGGCUGGGGUUGAGGAAGAUUCACGAACUGACUUACUCGAGACGGUACGAGCUGCAUGUGAUUUUGGAGGAUUGGGAUGGAAUCCGUGCGGUUGCACGGUACAGUGACUUUUUGAUGGCUGGACCCAAAGAAAUGUACGAGUUGAGAAGUUUGGGAUCAUUUAGUGGAAGUGCUGGAGAUUCUUUAAGUUACCAUUUGGGUAUGAAGUUUACCACUUUCGAUGUAGAUAAUGAUGAGUGGGAUGGAAAUUGUGCCAGCUUCACAUACGGUGCAUGGUGGUAUAGAAAUUGCUACAGCAGCAACUUGAACGGACGACACAUGCAAGGCCUUAAUAAAACCGGAAUGACUUGGGCUGCAUUUAGACCAAACUAUUACAGUCUGAAAGUCUCACGAAUGCUGAUUCGUGUUGUAGAUUAAAUGGAUAAGCGUUUUCAAGAAAUAAAGAAAAAAUAAAACAA
Messenger RNA from Culex pipiens pallens (northern house mosquito), 795 nucleotides. RefSeq names its product fibrinogen C domain-containing protein 1-like. The record is from RefSeq and is a predicted model, not a curated record. NCBI's taxonomy places the organism in Eukaryota, Metazoa, Arthropoda, Insecta, Diptera, Culicidae. The coding region runs from base 11 to 754 and encodes 247 amino acids. The transcript is spliced from 3 exons.